Talaromyces rugulosus is the source of this 435-nucleotide messenger RNA. RefSeq lists its product as uncharacterized. The transcript has a single exon. Bases 1 to 435 code for a protein of 144 amino acids. The record is from RefSeq and is a predicted model, not a curated record. NCBI's taxonomy places the organism in Eukaryota, Fungi, Ascomycota, Eurotiomycetes, Eurotiales, Trichocomaceae.
AUGUCUUGGAACGACUCUCAUCGCGGUGGCAAGCUCGAAGACAUGGCUCCAACCGGAACUGCCAUGCCCAACGAUGCCGGUCUUCAAAAUACGAUUCCUUCGAAACCGCGCCCAGACCAACUGGGUGAAGAUCCCCGUUUUAGCUAUGAUGGACUUGGACUGCCUACAGUGCCUAUAGCUGCAGAUAACGCCACCGAUAUGCCACGAAGCACCCGCGACGUAGCACAAACCGGAGAGGUUAUGACCGCCACUGGGGAUUCUUUGCCGGCCGACAUUGAAACCAAAAGGGUGCAGUCUCAAACCAAUGACCCCGGCGCUAAGGGCAGCUUGCGUAAUAUCAAGCAUGCAGCAAAGACCCGAAGCGCAUACGACAAGUUUGUCGGAGAAAAUCCCGAAGAUGGUCAGCUGGUAGGAGAGCCUGAACAGAGGGCUUAA